Molecule: messenger RNA, 867 nt
Organism: Pseudo-nitzschia multistriata
Lineage: Eukaryota; Bacillariophyta; Bacillariophyceae; Bacillariales; Bacillariaceae
Source: the annotation of a GenBank genome assembly
GCUUGCGGAGGAGUAUGAUGCGGCGAUUUGAUGAGGAAUUCGACGGUGGAGGUGCAGCAUUGGAUGGAGGUGCAUCAGUACUGAUUCGCUGUAUAAAAHUAUGUACGUAGAUUACGUAUAAUUAGUACCGCAGUACUGAAUGUACAGGGGGUACAUGCGCAUGGCAGGCAAGCCAGCCGGCCCUGGAGGUUCGGAAUUGCCAAUAACUUGCCAGUAUGGGACUUACCAUUAAUAGCUCUAUUACAGCUAGCUACCGUACGUAACCCAUUGCGCGUUGACCAGGUACAGGAACUUCAACGAAGAAUCCUCCACCGAUCCUGUCACAGCAAAAGCGUAAAAACUGAGAUCUUACCACUAGAUACUAUUUCUGUGCUCUACAAUACGGUACGAAGUCACCGUCCACGCUUCGCUACAACUCGAUUGCUUUUGUACCGUACCAGAUACCGUACAAACAAUCAUAUUGGUGAAACAACCAGUGCUACUCGUUUUGGCAAAUUUCUGAGCGAUUAAUUGUGCUAUUUCAAUAUUAUUUCGAUAGAACGGAAAAUGGAAGGAGAAGAAGAGAUUGGCGGCUACGAAAAGUAAACGAGAUCAGGUGACAUACUUGUGGUAAGAUUCCCAAGUGUAAUUUUUGGGUGGUGACAUCUUAGAACAUUCACCACGCCUCGGUUUCCCCCGGGAAAGAUUUUCUUAAGGUGUCGUUUUCUUACAAAUGAAUUUCCUAAAGGAACUCGACCACAUCUCGUACUAGUCAACUCGUCUUCGUUCCAUCAUAUGAUGCUGUCGCCUUAACCGAUCCAAAAGAUCACCUUCAUCACGACACUCAUUUCUUCCUCGAGGUCUCCCCAAUAACGAAUUUCGAACACU